Molecule: messenger RNA, 6497 nt
Organism: Betta splendens (Siamese fighting fish)
Lineage: Eukaryota; Metazoa; Chordata; Actinopteri; Anabantiformes; Osphronemidae
Gene: col15a1b
Product: collagen, type XV, alpha 1b
Exons: 44
Coding region: 910-5139 (1409 amino acids)
Cellular component (GO): basement membrane
Source: RefSeq, a predicted model, not a curated record
UGAAGCCCUUCGUUCGCCUCUAAUACUCAAAGUGUAACCACUGCUCCAGUUUGGAUGCAUUCACCUGCACAGCUCAUCCCUCAUCCUGGACCUCAUUUGAAGAUGCAGAGUGCAGCAGAACAGGCCUCCCUUUGUCACCGUCAGCUCGGGGCCUCUCUGCCGCUUUCUGAACGCUUUCAUCCACCAAUUGGGGUUUGAAGCUGAAAUUCACUGAUGGAAAUGAACCUCAUCACAGCACUGAUUCCUGUCUUUAGUUUCUUCUUCUUCUCCUUCUGCUGUACGUCUCAUCUCAGGUGCAAGAACCUGCAGCGCUUGCUUUGGUUCGUUCCCUCCAAUUUGGACAUAGAACUGGUAAAACCUUCAGUUAGAGGUGAAAGCUUUGCUUCAUGUCCUUCUGAAGAAUCGCCUUCGCAACUUGAUUUUUGUCAUUUUAAAUUUGGCCCAAAGUGUCGUUAUUCGUUAUUAGCUCAGUGCUGGACCGGUGCAGUGUGAAGGACUGUGCUUAGUGAAGCUGAAGAAGAACGACCAACACGAGGCCGGUGGUUCUGGUUCAAGGAACCCCCACGCGGGUCGGGAGCACAGAACGGGACGGAGAGGAAGGGAGGAGGACGAUGGAGGAGGAAGGUCAGACUGUAAUCUGCCCGUCUCAGGGAAGCGGGAGGGAGAGCAAGCGGGCAGCGUAGUGGAGUCGAGCGCCAGGAGGAGGGGGAGUCAGUAAUUACAGGGAGAGGAGAACGGGAGACAUCAGGGAGGCAAAGAGAGCAACGAGGGAAAGGAGGCGAGAAGACGAGGCUCCAGACCCUCCACCUGUCGGCUCCCACCUGAUGCACGUGUGGAGAACUCUGUAGCUGCCGUCCGCAGGCUCGGCCCCGUCGCUGUGUGUGUGUCUACAUCCAUGUGAGGACCAGGAUGAUGGGAGCCCAGUGCCUCGCUCUCCUGCUCCUGCUCCUGCUCCUCCUCGCUCCCAUUCGAGCCCAGUGGUGGAGCUUCAUCUGGACAAACCCUAAGAGCGUUCCCACUGUUCAUCCCUCCAUCAGCGCUCCGACGCCCGUCUCCCCUGGACGCUCGGACUCCGCGGGGACGGGAGGGUGGGCGGAGGAGGACGCGGGGGUGAGGGAGGGCGCUGUGGAGCGCAGCACGCCGGCAGCGGCGCCCGCGCUGCUGCUCCUGCCCCGCGCUCGGGCCUCAGGCCACGGACACAGCAGCGAGCGGCCUGGGAGGGUGUCUGCAGAGGAGAACACAGGUGGAGGCAGAGCCAGGUCCCAGUACAAACCACUGAAGCACUGGAAAGGUGGCUCAGGACACCACCUGAACCUGACGGAGCUGAUCGGCGUCCCUCUCCCCCCCUCCGUCUCCUUCACGUCUGGCUACGACCACUCGGCAGCCUUCCACUUUGGGCCGGACGCCAACAUCGGCCGCCACACCAGGACCUUCGUGCCAGGGCCGUUCUACAGGGACUUUGCUGUCAUCGUCACGGUCCAGCCAGACAGCCAGAGAGGAGGGGUGCUUUUCGCCAUCACAGACGCCCGUCAGAAGGUGGUGGAGCUGGGUUUGGCCCUCACUCCGGUCAGCAAUGGCCUCCAGAGCAUCCUGCUGUACUACACAGACAGAGAGGAGGCGGCCCACAGCCACAAGGCUGCAGCCUUCACGGUCCCAGACAUGACGGGCCAGUGGACACGGUUCACAGUGGCGGUUGAACACAACGAGGUGCGACUCCACAUGGACUGCGGCGAGCCAGAGAGAACUACUUUCCAUCGGAGCGAAGGAAAACUGACUUUUUCCCACAACUCGGGCAUCUUUGUAGCUAACGCAGGAAGCACUGGGCUGGAAAAGUUUGUGGGCUCCAUCGGGCAGCUGGUGAUCAAAGAUGAUCCCAGAGCAGGCGAGGAGCAGUGUGAAGACGACGAACCCUAUACUUCAGGAUACGCCAGUGGAGAUGACGGACUGGAGGACAGAGACGCAGAGCAAGAAAAUGUGAAGGAAACACCAGGCAGAACCGUGCACAGCGCAAAGGAAGACGACAGCAGACCAGUGAAAGCUCCACCCACUGAGGCUCCAAAGCUGGAGGCUGACAUGCACUUUGGUCGCGUGACACCAACAAUGACCUACGAAGAAAUGGUUAGGAGAGGACCCCACCAGACAGAGGAGCCAGGAGAGAGAUCAGAAGAGGCUCGUUUCAGACCUGGGGUGAAGGGAGAGCCUGGAGAGCCUGGACCACCUGGUUUGCCUGGUCCCCCUGGACCUACCCGUCCCCCCGGGCACGUUCAGCCUGGAACACGGGGCCCACAAGGGCCACCAGGGAUCCCUGGAUUUCCUGGACAGCCAGGAAGAGAUGGACACCCGGGAAACAAGGGUGAUAAAGGAGAGACGGGUCAGAGAGGAACACAGGGCUUUCCAGGUUUAGAUGGAACAGCAGGAACCAAAGGGGAGAAGGGAGACCCAGGAUUGAGUUUGCCAGGCCCUCCUGGCCCCCCUGGGCCCCCCGGGCCCCCCAGAUCGCGUGGUGUACCUUAUGGAGCAGAUGCCCUGGGGUCCGGCUUUGAGGAUCUGGACAGUGAAUCUGUCCCCAUCAGGGGUCCUCCGGGGCCACCAGGGCCUCCAGGGCCUCCGGGUCCAGCUGGAACCAACCUCUCGUCAUCUUCCAAGGCUGAGGGCCUGUUUUCUGGUUAUGCUGGGCCGCCUGGUGUACCUGGCAAAGAUGGGCUCCCAGGCAAACCUGGAAUACCAAUGUUUGACGAUUGGUUUAGUGGUUCUGGGCAUGACGAGUCAGGUUUGAGCUCAGAGUCGGCCUCUGCCCUCCAUUCAGAUCUUGGCUCUGGUUUAAGUUAUGAAUCCAGUUUUGGUUCCAGGUCUGAGCUUGACUUUGGUUCUGCUUGGGGCUCAGGCCAGGGCCCCGCUGGGAAAGAUGGGGCUGCAGGUCUGCCUGGAGCUGCAGGAGUGAAGGGUGAACAGGGCUUAGCUGGGCCGCCUGGACCAAAGGGUGAAUGUGGGACUGAGGGCGGGGCAGGGUCUCCAGGGCCACAAGGACCCAGUGGUCCACAGGGGGAGAGAGGCCCCCCAGGACCCCCUGGACCUCCAGGAACCAAAUUCUUUGUAGAGGAUAUGGAGGGAUCUGGGAAGAGUGACAUGCUCAUUGGAGCUGGACCCAGAGGCCCACAGGGUCCCCCAGGCCUUCCUGGCCCCCAGGGACCUAAGGGUGAAGAUGGAGCCCCAGGCGCUCCAGGGAUCUCUGUCAAUGGUGAACCAGGGGACCCAGGACAGAUGGGUCGUCCAGGUCCAGCUGGACUGCCAGGUCCUAGAGGGGCAAAGGGAGAGAAAGGCAGCCCAGGACCCAAGGGUAAUAAUGGAGUUGAUGGACUCAGUAUCCCAGGACCGCCUGGGCCUCCUGGACCUCCUGGGCCUGUGACUAAUUUGCAGGAUCUUCUCCUCAACAUCACAGAUCACGUCUUCAACUUGACUGAGAUCAGAGGACCACCAGGUCCAACGGGCCAAGAGGGGUUGCCUGGUAGAGCCGGAUUUCCUGGCCCCAGAGGACCUAAGGGAGACAAAGGCCUUCCAGGAGUACAUGGGCCGUCAGGGCUCAAGGGAGAAAAGGGAGACCCAGGAGUGAUCAUUGCUGCUGAUGGAUCCAUCUUAUCAGCACCAAGAGGCCCCCAAGGGCCCAAAGGCAAUAGGGGUGAUCGUGGGUUCCCGGGGCCACCUGGACAUAUGGGACCAAUGGGACCGUCUGGACCAAAAGGAGAAUACGGUCUACCCGGUCGCCCAGGCCGGCCUGGCAUGCCUGGAAAGAAAGGCGACAGAGGAGACUCAGUUGGUCAAGCAGGACCACCAGGUCCUCCGGGCCCACCUGGACCUCCAGGAAGAAUCCUUGGUCUGAAUGGAACAGUGUUUCCUGUGCGCCCCAGACCGCACUGCAAAAAGGGACCAGAUUCAGAGGCAAGGGGAAAUUCCGUCGGAGCUAAAGGAGACAAAGGAGACAAGGGAAUACCCGGAGAGCCAGGUACACCAGUGUCUGGGUUUAUAGAGGGUUUUGUGGGUGCUAAGGGUGAUCAGGGUUACAAAGGUCAGAAGGGCGACGCGUGUAUGCCUGGCUUGCCUGGACCACCAGGCAGGGCAGGACUUGUGGGUCCAAAAGGUGAAUCCAUUGUCGGACCUCCGGGUCCUGCAGGUUUGCCUGGUCCUCCAGGACCUUCUGGGGUGGGACGACCUGGUCCCCGAGGACCCCCUGGCCCUGCUGGACCCCCAGGAUCUGCUCAUGAUUCUGGCCCACCGGGUCCCCCGGGACUUCCAGGAUAUGCCAACCAAGUGCCCAUCUAUGUAACGACCCAGGCUCUGCCUGCAGCCACUCAGGCGCUCACGGAGGGAACCCUGGCUUACGUGUCUGAGAGAGGAGGAGACCUGUACGUCAGAACCCUCGACGGGUGGCGAAAGAUCCUGCUCGGAGAGUUGAUUGUUCAAGAUCCCUCCUCCUCAGCUGUGUCCCAGGACACUGGAGAAUGGAGCAGACCACACAGGACUCACAGCCAGGAGCUUCAGGAGGGCAGGAGAGGAUAUCAGCCCAGCUAUAACCUGCUACCACAGACCUUCAAUGCUGUGCCUGGGCUCCACCUAGUGGCUCUGAACUCCCCGCUGAAAGGCGACAUGCGCGGCAUCCGCGGCGCAGACUUCCAGUGCUACCAGCAGGCGCGCUCCAUGGGGCUGACGGCUACGUACAGGGCCUUCCUGUCCUCUCACCUCCAGGACCUGGCAACCAUUGUGAGGAAGGCCGACCGCAACCACAUGCCGGUGGUCAACCUGAAGGGUGAGGUACUGUUCAGCAGCUGGGCGGCCAUCUUUGAUGGGAACGGGGGCUUGUUCAAUCCAUCCACAGCCAUCUACUCAUUCGAUGGGCGUAACGUUAUGACCGACCCUGCAUGGCCCGAGAAGCUAGUGUGGCACGGCUCCAGCACCGCGGGCAUCCGUCUCACCACCACCUACUGUGAAGCAUGGAGAACGGCCGACGUGGCGGUGACGGGUCAGGCUGCCCUGCUGCAGACGGGUCGGCUGCUGGGACAACACACGCGCUCCUGCUCCAACCACUACAUAGCGCUGUGCAUAGAGAACACGUUUGUGGGCGGCGCAAACGUCGGCAGGUCCUGAAGAGAGUCACACGAUAUUAGGAACUAACAGGCGCCGGCGACUGAGAGCAGGAGUCAUGAUGCGUGAACGGGACGGGCACACAGACACACAGACACACACACACACACACACACACACGCUUAGACACAUUAACCAGCAGGAGCAGGUGAUAGUCGCCAUCUAUUUGUAGAACACAUUUAUUUAUAUAGUCAAUAGAAAUCACAGCCAAAUUGAUUUUAGCAAUGUAAUGUGAAUCAGUGCAUAUUGGUUUUUCAUCCUCUUAAUUUAAACUUGUUUGGAUUGUGAAGGUCAGGUCUGCAUUUUUCAGGAUAUUAGAAUUUCUACAAAUAGAAAUUAAAAUGAUACUUAUACUAACGAGCCACAGUGGCAGCAACAGCAACUUUAACAUAUGUAAACUGAAUGUGACACAGUUGUACGUGCUUGAGCGAUUGUGUGCCACAGACCAAGACCCAUCUGAUUUUUAGUUUUCAGGUUUUUCAAAAUAAGGUGUGAUGAUGAGAAAGGAAUUCACAGAAGAGAUUGGGCUCAGCAUUAGUUCAUCUCUCAGUGAUUUGCUUUUUAUGUAGGUGCAGUCAGUAUUCAGUAACACAGGUUACUGCAGAAUAAAUAUAUGUCAACAUGAGCCACAAUGUGUGUUUUCCAUGUGAAAAAUAAAGAUGUCUACAUUUUGGAUCCUGAGCAGUAAUAUUUGGUCAGUUCAGGUUUUUCAUUGGAAAAUGCUUUUCCUCCUUUUUUCUGGACAAAUUUCAGACAAAGACUUAGAUUUUUAACAGCAGUUUAGCAAUAAGAUGCUUUCUGUAGUUACUCAAUUUGAACAGUAGCGCAAUUCUUGAAAAGUAAAGUAAAUAACUACAUACAUCACAGGAACCAGCUUUGAGACUCUAAAGAAUUUUAAACAACAGCUCAUAAUUAGUGUUCUUUGUUUCCAGAUUAUUGCUGGACGCCUGCUGCUUGUUAUGAAAUGCUCUGAACUGGUCUCAACAUUAACACCUGUACUUUUGAUUAGUUAGAGGUUAAAUCAACGUGUGUGUUCAUUUAUACUGUAGCAGGACACAGUGUGAAAGUGUAAUUAGUUCACUUUGGCAAAGUUGGAACAUGUAAAUAUUAUUUGUGUUUGUGUGCGAGCUGUUAUGGUCCAAAUGCUUUUGCAUUUUACUCUGUAGACUUAGACUUUUUACUGAGCACAUUAAAUGAUUAACAUUCACACACUGACUGAUAGAUAAUUUAAUUUACAAGUAUUAGCUUUGCUGACGUCUGAUUAUGAUGUUACUGUUUAAACAAAACUUGAGCUUUGAAAGAAUUUUUGUACUGACUGAUGGUGCUGAUGGUGGUGAAUAAAUGACUUAUUAUUUUUUAAA